CCUGGGGAGGUCGGAGCGGGGCGCGGAGACCGCUGGGAAGAUGGCGGGAUUUGGCCUGGCGUCUGUGGCUGCCUGGGAUCCUUGUCGGAGAUGGGGCUCCACGGCCUUCGGCUUUCACCGUGGCCUCAGCGCGUUACUUGCACGGAAGCCGGAGAGAACGCCACGGUGGCUCCCAGCUUGCGGACAAAAGUCAUCAGUCUCUUUCCUUAGUCGACCAGACCUUCCCAACCUGGCUUAUAAAAGACUAAAAGGCAAAAAUCCAGGAAUUAUCUUCAUCCCUGGCUAUGUUUCUAGUAUGAAUGGUACAAAAGCAUUGGCGGUUGAGGAGUUUUGCAGCUCUCUAGGUCACGCCUAUAUAAGGUUUGAUUACUCAGGAGUUGGAAAUUCAGAUGGUAACUUACAAGAAUGUACAGUGGGAAGAUGGAGAAAAGAUGUUCUUUCUAUAAUUGAUGACUUAGCUGAGGGACCACAGAUAUUAGUUGGAUCUAGCCUUGGUGGAUGGCUUAUGUUUCAUGCCGCAAUUGCACGGCCACAAAAAGUUGUGGCUCUUAUUGGUGUAGCUACAGCUGUAGAUGGCCUAGUGACACAGUUUAAUCAGCUUCCUCUUGAGGUAAAAAAAGAAAUAGAGAUGAAAGGCGUGUGGAACAUGCCAUCAAAAUACAGUGAAGAAGGAGUUUAUCACAUUCCAUACAAUUUAAUCAAAGAGGCUGAACACCACUGCUUGUUACAUAGUCCUAUUCCUGUGACCUGCCCUAUCAGAUUGCUCCAUGGCAUGAAAGAUGACAUCGUGCCUUGGCAUACAUCGAUACAGAUUGCAGACCGAGUAGUCAGCAGGGAUGUAGACGUCAUCCUCCGAAAAGAUAGUGAUCACCGAAUGAAGGAAAAAGCAGACAUUCAACUUCUUGUUUGCACGAUUGAUGACUUAAUUGAUAAGCUUUCAACUGUAGUUAACUAGAGUCACAGUUUUAGUUGGUGUGUGAACUGAUGGAUCCAGAAGAUUGGAAGAGAGAGAACAAAAGGAAGACCCUGAUACUCAGAAAAUUUUUUCCUCUUAAUCUCUAUUUUGUAAUUAUCACAUGAGUAUUUAUUUAAUGAUGUAUUAGCACUUAAGUGAUACAAAUUGUGAAGAAAGUACAGACUGUCUGUAUCCUCAAGGGAUUGGUUUCAGGAUCCCACCUCCAACAACCCCUCAGACACCACAAUCUGAGGAUGUUCAAGUCCAUUAUAUAACAUGGCACAGCCUUUGCAUACAACCUACGAACAUCCUCCUGUGUACUUUAAAUCACCUCUAGAUUAUUUAUAAUAUCUAAAACAAUGUAAUGCUGUGUAAAUAUUUGUUAUACUGUAUUGUUUAGGGAUCAACUUUCUGGAAUUUUUCUUAAAAUAUUUUUGAUCCAUGGUUGGUUAAAUCCAGCGCUGUGGGAUCUGCAGAUAUGAAGGGCUGACUAUACCAGCUGCUGUUUGGAAAAUUUUCUCCUUCGUUCAAUUUCUGAUAUUUUUUUCAUUAAAAUAUUUUCUGUUUUUUCAUUAAAGAGAUGUUUAACUUCUAAUGCUUUUGCUAACUGUGCCAGCUUUUAAUUGUGUUCUCUUCUUAGAAUUAUUAAUAAAGCUUAAUUUUGGGG
Molecule: messenger RNA, 1622 nt
Organism: Rhinolophus ferrumequinum (greater horseshoe bat)
Lineage: Eukaryota; Metazoa; Chordata; Mammalia; Chiroptera; Rhinolophidae
Gene: ABHD10
Product: abhydrolase domain containing 10, depalmitoylase
Exons: 5
Coding region: 41-955 (304 amino acids)
Biological process (GO): protein depalmitoylation
Cellular component (GO): mitochondrion
Molecular function (GO): palmitoyl-(protein) hydrolase activity; hydrolase activity, hydrolyzing O-glycosyl compounds
Source: RefSeq, a predicted model, not a curated record